Messenger RNA from Lecanosticta acicola, 399 nucleotides. Lineage: Eukaryota; Fungi; Ascomycota; Dothideomycetes; Mycosphaerellales; Mycosphaerellaceae. The record is from the annotation of a GenBank genome assembly.
AUGGAACCAACCAACCAAUCCGAGUGGACCGCCGCCGACGUCGACGCCCUCUGCUGCGAGAUCUCCCUGCUCGUAGAGCAGGUACGACGGGGCCGCGUCGACCUGCCCAGGGCCGGUGACUUUUACAGCACCGUGUCUUCCAACCUCCUCCGCCGCCACAACGUCCACCGCAGCGCGACCGCUGCGUCCAACAAGUACGCCCACCUUCGAGCCGCCGCUAUAGAAUCCGCCCGGGGCGUGGACGAACGCCCCUUCAUCUCCUUCAUCGCGGCGCGCAGUGCGCUCGUCUACCCUGGAGAAGCGGCGCCCGCGCCACCGACCCUCCCCUCCCUCUCCGCGCGCGAGCAACAGGCCGUCCUGAAAUGGACAGCCGACUGGGGCUUGGACAUCGCCGAGUAA